Osmia bicornis bicornis is the source of this 1579-nucleotide messenger RNA. It is a transcript of the gene senju, whose product is annotated as UDP-galactose transporter senju. The transcript has 6 exons. Gene Ontology annotation, molecular function: UDP-galactose transmembrane transporter activity. Gene Ontology annotation, cellular component: Golgi membrane. The record is from RefSeq and is a predicted model, not a curated record. Gene Ontology annotation, biological process: pyrimidine nucleotide-sugar transmembrane transport. Lineage: Eukaryota; Metazoa; Arthropoda; Insecta; Hymenoptera; Megachilidae. The coding region runs from base 389 to 1408 and encodes 339 amino acids.
GAAUAACUAUUUUAAUAUUUAUCAUUUAAAGAUUAUGAGAAUUUUAUUUUACAUAUAUUUUCAUUUACAUUUUGAAUGCUGUGACGAUAUCGCGUUACCUAAAGUAAGAUUUAUAUUUAUAUGAACUAUGAGUAAUGCAUUGAAGCAACGUUCAGAUGUUUAAAUCGCUGUUUUUUUGAAGUAAAAUAACUUAUAUAUUUUCAUUUAUUCAUAAAUUAAUAUUUAAUGCGUUGUAUUACACCUGAAUACUCGUUAUCAUGUAUAUAAACAUAUUAUGAUUAGUAGCCUCAGUUGAUAACAGACGUUCCGGCAGGGAGGUAACUGUCGUGACAUAUAUUUCACGAAUGCAUUGGUUUGUAACGUAAUAAUAUUUAAAAAAGGGUUUGCGAUGGGUUCCAUCAACUGGGGGGAAUUAUUCCCGGGAAGAUGGAGUCCUGUCAUUUUUAUUUCGUACAUGGCCCUUUUUGUAAAUCAAGGUAUUAUUGUAACUUGGUCUCAAAGAGAUGGACACUACGAAUAUAACAUUAUUAUGGUAGUAUUGAUGACAGAAGUGUUAAAACUGCUUGCCUCAAUUAUUUUGUAUUGCAAAGACAAUAGUGUCUCAAGUCUCAUUCAAGAAGUAACUAGAAAUAAAAAAGUGUUACUUCUGUACACGAUACCUUCAUUUUUAUAUUGUCUGUACAAUAAUUUGGCAUUUAUCAACUUGGCUGCAUUUGAUCCAACAACUUAUUAUGUUUUAUUGCAACUUCGUGUUGUUAUGACUGGAAUUAUUUUCCAGGUCGUUUUUGAUAAGAAAUUGUCACUUAAGCAAUGGUUUUCAUUAGUAUUGUUAACUAUUGGAUGUAUGGUGAAACAUUUAGAGUUGGAUUUAAAUGUCAAUAUAUUUAAGGCCAAAGUUAACUUAAAUAGUAAUAUAAUUUUAAUAUUUUUACAGACUAUUUGUUCUUGCCUGGCUGGAGUAUACAAUGAAUAUUUACUUAAAGAACAGGGAGCAAGCAUCAAUAUUUUUGUACAGAAUGUAUUUAUGUAUGUUGACAGUAUAUUUUGGAAUUUUUCAGUUUUUAUAUUACUCUACAUUUUUGAAAAUAGCACAUCUAAUAUAUUUAAAGACGCCAGUCCUAGUAUACUUUUACAACCAAAGGUUAUUUUAAUUAUGUUAAAUAGUACAGCAAUCGGAAUAAUAACAAGUUUGUUUUUAAAGAAUUUAAAUUCAAUUUUAAAAACGUUUGCUAGCGCAUUAGAAUUACUAUUUACAGCAGUCCUGUGUUGGUUCAUAUUCAGUAUUCCUAUUCAUUUAAAUACUGUAGUUUCGAUAGCUAUGGUGAGUUAUGCAGUGAUAUUAUAUUCGCAAAAUCCAGUACAAAAUGUUAAAACGAAAGAAAGAACAAAGGCUGAUAGCAUAGUUUAAUGAAAUUAAUUAAGUAAAUUUCUAUUAUUCGAUACAUCUAAUUGAUUCUAAGAAUAUUUUACCUCAUACAAAUCUGUUACUUAUGUGUUCGUCGUUUACGCUUUAUAUUAAACAACUUUUAUAAGAUAAAUGUAUAAUUUUUAUAUAGUAUUAUAAACUGUAACUGAUUUA